Molecule: messenger RNA, 910 nt
Organism: Agrilus planipennis (emerald ash borer)
Lineage: Eukaryota; Metazoa; Arthropoda; Insecta; Coleoptera; Buprestidae
Product: peptidyl-prolyl cis-trans isomerase 6
Exons: 3
Coding region: 232-843 (203 amino acids)
Biological process (GO): protein folding; protein peptidyl-prolyl isomerization
Cellular component (GO): intracellular membrane-bounded organelle
Molecular function (GO): peptidyl-prolyl cis-trans isomerase activity
Source: RefSeq, a predicted model, not a curated record
CGACGUAUGAGAGUGGAACAUUUGGCAAAUGAGAAUUGAGAAAGCUAUUGGAGAUAAAUAAAAAAUGUUUAAUCGUAUCUUCUAGCUCAAAUACCUUAUUUAAAUGCAAAAGUGGAGGUGGUAGAGAGAAUAAAGAAAGGUGAACGUAUCCUAACAGAAGUUAACAGUUACAGUUAUUGUUAUUUUCUUCGCUGAAAUUCUGUUACCCAAAUUGACUGCACGCCAGUGAUAAUGGAUCAAAAACUAUUGUUUGCUCUUUGUCUUGUUGGUUUUAUUGCUGCAGAUGAUAACAGAGGACCAAAAGUUACUGAUAAGGUAUGGUUUGACAUUAAAAUAGGCGAUAAUGAUAUUGGAAGGGUUGAAAUCGGUCUGUUCGGAAAAACGGUUCCAAAGACUGUCAGAAACUUUAUCGAAUUAGCCCAGAAACCAGAAGGUCAAGGCUAUAAAGGAAGUAAAUUCCAUAGGGUCAUCAAAGACUUUAUGAUACAGGGUGGAGACUUUACCAAAGGAGAUGGUACUGGUGGUAGGAGCAUAUAUGGUGACAGAUUUGAAGAUGAAAAUUUUAAACUUAAGCAUUAUGGUUCUGGAUGGCUUUCAAUGGCUAAUGCAGGUAAAGACACAAAUGGUUCACAAUUCUUUAUAACGACGAAGAAGACGUCCUGGCUUGAUGGAAGACAUGUUGUCUUUGGUAAGAUAUUGAAGGGUAUGGAUAUUAUUCGUAAAAUUGAAAAUUCGAGGACUGACGGUAGAGAUAGACCUGUUGAAGACGUGAUCAUUGCCAAUUCUGGUCAUGAAUCAAUAGCUGAGCCAUUUUCAGUUACUAAGGAUGAUGCAUCCGAAUAAAUUUAUUAUAUGAUUUAAAUUAAUAUUUUCAAAAGACAGUACUGUGUGCUUUUUUAAGUAAAUUUUU